Messenger RNA from Lepisosteus oculatus (spotted gar), 6050 nucleotides. NCBI's taxonomy places the organism in Eukaryota, Metazoa, Chordata, Actinopteri, Semionotiformes, Lepisosteidae. The record is from RefSeq and is a predicted model, not a curated record.
AUACCUUCUGUUACAGAUCCCCACAGCAGACUUACACUACAGAAAACCAUAAGUUACUGAAUACACAAAAUACUCGCUAAGGGCUUAGAAACCUAUUUGAGUUAUUCAGACUGCCAGUUGUGUAGUGGAAAAGUCUGUCGCAUGGCAUUUGUGGUUACUGUGCUGUAAAUACAUAUUCCCCAUGACAAACUUGCGUGCCAUCUCCUUCCACGCUCACAAAUCAUAGGGGACAUACUGUAUAUGGCGUUCAUAUUAGGCACACGUACUACCCUUUGGUGCGUUUGUUGUCCGCGACAAUGCAGACCUUAUUUUUCGCGACACCGCAUACCGCAUUCCGGCGCUCCGUUUUUAGACAAUACAAUUAUUUUGACAGGCCACGUAACUUUCGAGACGUCCGGGAUCAAAGGAGAGGAUAGCGGGGAUGGCUGGCGAAGUGGAAUUGUUUAAGAAGUCGGGCGCCCUCUGCUGGGUACCGGCGGUAUAUUCGGCUGGCUGGGAUCACGUGUGUCUGACAGCAAGAGAAGCAGCAACAGCAGCAAACAGAGCUGUGUAGCAGCGAGCCUCUUCGCCGCACUGACAGCCUGGAAUUACACUUACAGUACCGUUUUAUACGGAGGAUCACAGUCAUGGCGGGGCUGAACUGAGGGAGAAAAAAUUGCUGCCCACCCCGUUCCUUCUAACCAUCUUUUGUCCGGCUGCUCCUCUUCUGCCCUGUGCGAUUUUGCUUCUCCGCAGAGAAAGGACAGUGUUGAAAGACUGGGCACAAAAGAAGGAAAAAAAAGGCAUAGUAAUUUAAAACAGAAUGGCGGAUCGAGAUACACUGCCCCUUCCUCUUGAGGUGAGAGCCAGAUUAGCUGAGCUGGAGCUGGAGUUAUCUGAAGGUGACAUCACACAGAAAGGCUAUGAAAAGAAGAGAUCAAAAUUAAUUGGGGCCUACCUCCCACAGCCAGCAGGAGUGGAGCCAUCAAUGCCCCAAGAACGCAGAACUCCAGUCACCCCCUCUUCCUCCCGAUUCCAUCGGCGUCGGUCAUCCGGCUCCCGGGAUGAACGGUACAGAUCAGAUGUACACACUGAGGCUGUCCAGGCAGCACUGGCCAAACAUAAGGAAAGGAAGAUGGCAGUGCCCAUGCCCUCCAAGCGCCGCUCACUGGUCGUACAAACCUCGAUGGAUGCCUACACUCCCCCAGGUGAGGAACAUAUACCCCACCAAGACACCUCCUCCGGGUCAGAGGAAGAGGGCUCGGUGCAAGGGGACUCCCAGGGGACGCCCACUUCCAGCCAGGGAAGCAUUAACAUGGAGCACUGGAUUAACCGUGCCAUCCACGGCUCCACCACUUCCUCCACCACUUCCUCUUCCUCCACUCAGAGUGGGGGCAGCGGGGCCGCCAACCGCCUCGCUGACGUCAUGGCCCAGACGCACAUCGGUAAGUCAGGACCAAUUGCUCACCUUUCACUGAAGAGAAAAACAAUGCCUGGCCCAGUUGAAAAUGGAAAUUCAUUGCGGCGGUCCUGUGAAUUUGGAUCAGAACUCACCUGGCCACCCUUGGAAUCAGAGGAAAACCACUCCGCACCUCCAGAUGUUACCACUUACACCUCAGAACACUCAAUACAGGUGGAGCGACCGCAGGGCUCAACAUCUAGAGUGGCUCCCAAAUAUGGCAAUGCUGAACUCAUGGAGACAGGAGAUGGAGUGCCAGUCAGCAGCAGAGUGUCUGCUAAGAUCCAGCAGCUGGUUAACACCCUGAAGAGGCCCAAACGACCCCCAUUAAGAGAGUUCUUCGUUGACGAUUUUGAAGAACUUCUGGAAGUUCAACAGCCGGAUCCAAACCAGCCCAAGCCAGAGGGAGCUCAGAUGCUGCCAAUGCGAGGGGAGCAGCUAGGGGUCGUGACCAACUGGCCCCCAUCUCUAGAGGCCGCCCUGCAGCGAUGGGGGACCAUCUCCCCAAAAGCCCCAUGCUUGACCACCAUGGACACUAAUGGAAAACCACUAUAUAUUCUAACUUAUGGAAAACUGUGGACCAGGAGUAUGAAAGUGGCCUAUAAUAUUCUGCACAAACUGGGAACAAAGCAGGAGCCGAUGGUCAGACCAGGAGACAGGGUGGCUCUUGUCUUCCCCAACAACGAUCCUGCUGCAUUCAUGGUUGCGUUUUAUGGCUGCCUGUUGGCUGAAGUUGUUCCUGUGCCCAUUGAAGUGCCACUAACCAGAAAGGCCCAGGAUGCAGGAAGUCAGCAGAUCGGUUUUCUGUUAGGAAGCUGUGGAGUCACAGUAGCCUUGACUAGUGAUGCCUGCCAUAAAGGACUGCCGAAAAGCCCAACAGGAGAGAUACCACAAUUCAAAGGGUGGCCAAAGCUGCUGUGGUUUGUUACAGAGUCUAAACAUUUGUCCAAACCUCCUCGAGAUUGGUUCCCACAUAUCAAGGAUGCAAAUAAUGACACUGCCUACAUUGAGUACAAGACCUGCAAGGAUGGGAGUGUGCUGGGAGUGACUGUGACAAGGAUUGCUUUGCUCACCCAUUGUCAGGCCCUCACUCAAGCCUGUGGAUAUACAGAAGCUGAGACCAUUGUGAAUGUAUUAGACUUUAAGAAGGAUGUUGGCCUGUGGCAUGGCAUUCUCACAAGUGUCAUGAACAUGAUGCAUGUUAUCAGUAUCCCCUAUUCCCUAAUGAAGGUGAACCCUCUUUCCUGGAUACAGAAAGUUUGUCAAUACAAAGCAAAAGUAGCAUGUGUGAAGUCGAGAGAUAUGCACUGGGCCUUGGUGGCACAUCGAGACCAACGAGACAUCAACCUCAGCUCCUUGCGCAUGUUAAUUGUGGCUGAUGGAUCCAACCCCUGGUCUAUAUCUUCCUGCGAUGCAUUCCUCAAUGUCUUCCAGAGCAAGGGACUGCGUGCAGAGGUCAUCUGUCCUUGUGCCAGCUCUCCGGAGGCUCUCACAGUUGCCAUUCGAAGGCCAACAGAUGACACCAAUCAGCCCCCUGGUAGAGGAGUUCUUUCCAUGCAGGGCUUGAGCCAUGGGGUGAUCCGAGUGGAUUCUGAAGAAAAGCUGUCAGUUCUGACGGUGCAGGAUGUGGGCACAGUCAUGCCAGGAGCUCUCAUGUGUGUUGUGAAGCCAGAUGGGGUCCCACAGUUAUGCAGAACAGAUGAAAUUGGAGAGCUGUGUGUGUGCUCUAUAGCCACAGGUACCUCUUACUAUGGCCUCUCAGGCAUGACCAAGAAUACCUUUGAGGUAUUCCCAAUGACUAGCUCUGGGGGCCCCAUUAGUGAAUACCCUUUCACCAGGACUGGCUUGCUGGGGUUUGUAGGCCCGGGAGGGCUGGUCUUCAUUGCUGGCAAAAUGGAUGGGCUGAUGGUAGUUAGUGGACGGAGACACAAUGCUGACGACAUUGUAGCCACAGCCCUGGCAGUCGAGCCCAUGAAGUUUGUGUACAGAGGCAGGAUAGCUGUAUUUUCCAUCACUGUCCUUCACGAUGAGCGGAUAGUUAUCGUUGCUGAGCAGAGACCAGACUCCACAGAGGAGGACAGUUUCCAGUGGAUGAGUCGAGUGCUGCAGGCAAUAGACAGCAUACACCAAGUGGGAAUAUACUGCUUGGCCCUAGUUCCCGCCAACACCCUCCCCAAAACUCCGCUGGGAGGGAUCCAUCUAUCAGAAACCAAGCAGCUCUUCCUGGAAGGCUCUUUGCAUCCUUGCAAUGUGUUGAUGUGUCCACACACCUGUGUAACAAAUCUGCCCAAGCCAAGACAAAAGCAACCAGAAAUCGGUCCUGCCUCUGUGAUGGUGGGGAACCUGGUAUCUGGGAAGAGAAUAGCGCAGGCCAGCGGCAGAGAUCUGGGCCAGAUCGAAGACAAUGAUCAGGCAAGAAAGUUCCUCUUCCUCUCUGAGGUCCUACAGUGGAGAGCACAGACCACUCCUGAUCACGUUUUGUACACACUGCUCAACUCACGGGGAACAAUAUCCAGCUCCUUGACCUGCCUUCAGCUCCACAAGCGAGCAGAGAAGAUUGCAGCCAUGUUGGCAGAACGGGGUCACUUGCAGGAUGGAGAUCACGUUGCUCUGGUCUAUCCCCCAGGAAUAGACCUGAUCGCAGCGUUUUAUGGAUGUCUGUAUGCAGGCUGUGUGCCAAUAACAGUGCGACCUCCGCAUCCUCAGAACAUAGCCACUACCCUGCCCACUGUAAAGAUGAUUGUGGAGGUCAGCAGGUCAGCCUGUAUCAUGACAACGCAGGUGAUAUGUAAACUGCUGAGGUCAAGAGAAGCAUCAGCUGCAGUUGACGUCAGGACGUGGCCCCCAGUGUUGGACACAGAUGAUUUGCCAAAGAAAAGGCCUCCUCAGCUCUAUAAACCCUCCAAUCCGGACGCCUUGGCCUACCUGGAUUUCAGCGUGUCCACAACAGGAAUGCUUGCGGGAGUCAAGAUGUCUCACACAGCCACCAGUGCCUUCUGCCGUUCAAUCAAGCUACAGUGUGAACUUUACCCCUCUCGAGAGGUCGCUAUCUGUCUAGACCCUUACUGUGGCCUGGGCUUUGUUCUGUGGUGUCUCUGCAGUGUGUAUUCAGGGCACCAGUCCAUCCUCAUCCCUCCCUCAGAGCUGGAGACAAACCCAGCACUGUGGCUUCUUGCAGUCAGUCAGUACAAAGUGCGGGACACAUUCUGUUCAUAUUCUGUGAUGGAGCUGUGUACCAAGGGACUGGGCCUUCAAACAGAAUCCCUCAAGUCUCGAGGGCUCGACCUGUCUCGCGUGCGGACGUGUGUGGUGGUGGCAGAGGAGAGACCAAGGAUCUCGCUCACCCAGUCCUUCUCUAAGCUCUUCAAGGACUUGGGCCUCCACCCUCGGGCAGUCAGCACCUCCUUCGGCUGCAGAGUCAACCUGGCCAUCUGCUUACAGCCUCACAGGCUGGGGAAGCUGGCCGAGCAGGGUACUUCAGGACCAGACCCAACUACUGUGUAUGUGGAUAUGAGAGCUCUGAGGCAUGACAGGGUUCGCUUGGUAGAAAGGGGGUCACCUCACAGUUUGCCUCUCAUGGAAUCAGGAAAGAUUCUACCUGGCGUUCGCAUCAUCAUUGCCAAUCCUGAAACCAAGGGGCCCCUGGGAGACUCGCAUCUAGGAGAGAUCUGGGUUCACAGUGGCCACAACGCCAGUGGGUACUUUACCAUCUAUGGUGACGAAUCCCUGCAGUCUGAUCACUUCAACUCUCGCCUAAGCUUUGGAGACACACAGACAAUCUGGGCUCGGACUGGUUAUUUGGGCUUCUUGAGGAGGACAGAGCUCACAGAUGCAAGUGGAGAGAGGCACGAUGCCCUUUAUGUUGUUGGUGCACUAGAUGAAGCCAUGGAGCUCAGAGGGAUGAGAUACCAUCCAAUUGACAUUGAGACUUCUGUAAUAAGGACCCACAAGAGCAUCACAGAAUGUGCGGUAUUCACCUGGACAAACCUGCUGGUCGUGGUCGUGGAGUUAGACGGAUCAGAGCAAGAAGCCCUGGACCUUGUUCCUUUGGUCACCAAUGUCGUCUUAGAGGAACAUUACCUUAUCGUGGGCGUUGUGGUAGUGGUGGACAUUGGCGUCAUCCCAAUUAACUCUCGUGGCGAGAAACAGCGUAUGCACCUCCGGGAUGGAUUCCUGGCAGACCAGCUAGAUCCUAUUUAUGUGGCCUACAACAUGUAGCCUGCUGCCUCAAGGCCUUGAUGGAUUGAUGGAUUGUACUAUAUGUACAUAACACAAAAACAAGUUGUGGUGUUCACUACGGUCAUGCAGAACAAAAAGGAAGGAUGACUGCAGCGACUAGAGAAGCUGAACAGGUUGUGCAAUGACAGGUCGAAGAAGCACUCCUAAUUGGCAAGAACAAUGUGUUAGGUUUUCUCGGAUGAGUUUCCAAAACAAGGACAACAGAAACUUCAGUUUUAUUUUUGUUUGGGGGGUGGGGGGGGGGAGGGGAAGAGGAGAAAGACCCCUAUUAUAGAACACGUUUCUUGCUCAUUUGGAUAAUAUUGCUUUUUAAGUAAGUGUGGCUCUAUAUUUUGUUAUGUUAUGUAUGCUGAAGUUGCUCAUUUUUUUUUAA